Messenger RNA from Olea europaea var. sylvestris, 1770 nucleotides. RefSeq lists its product as uncharacterized. The transcript is spliced from 5 exons. Bases 1 to 1770 code for a protein of 589 amino acids. Gene Ontology annotation, molecular function: nucleic acid binding; RNA-DNA hybrid ribonuclease activity. Lineage: Eukaryota; Viridiplantae; Streptophyta; Magnoliopsida; Lamiales; Oleaceae. The record is from RefSeq and is a predicted model, not a curated record.
AUGUUGGUCAAAAGCCUCCAGGCGGCCGAACACGUGAGUCACAUUGACCAAACCUCCCAGAUACUCAGAAAGUAUAACAUGAAGCUGAACCCCCUCAAGUGCACAUUCGGAGUGACAUCAGGCCAGUUCUUGGGAUACAUUGUAAAUCAGAGAGGAAUUGAGGCAAAUCCGGCAAAGCAAGGAAAGAGAUUCCAAUGGACUUCGCAGUGCCAAGAAGCCUUCGAGUCUCUGAAGAAACACCUCGGGGAAGCACCCCUCCUGUCGAAACCCCAGUCGGAUGAGUCUCUAUUGCUGUAUCUAGCAAUUUUAGACGUGGCAGUCAACGCGGUCCUAACUAGGAAAGAAAAUGAGCGUCAAUUGCCGGUGUAUUACAUCAGCAAAGCACUUCUCCCAACUGAAACACGCUACUCCGACAUGGAAAAACUGGAACUCGCACUUAUCAUAGCCUCAAGAAAGCUGAGGCCAUAUUUCCAAGCCCACUCAGUACAAGUCCUCACCAAUUUUCCUUUAAGGCAAGUGAUGCAGAAAACAGACGCGUCGGGACGCCUGCUGAAAUGGGCUAUUGAGCUCAGCGAGUUCGAUCUCACGUUCCGACCUAGAGGCGCUAUCAAGGGCCAGGCCCUUGUCGAUUUUAUGGUCGAGUUUACCAAAGCCCCAGAAAUGGAGGACAUAAUGGAACCGACCGAGCCCCCCACAUGGAAAUUGUUUGUAGAUGGGUCUUCAGGAGAGGCUGGCGUGGGGGCAGGAAUCGUGUUGGAGAGCCCGGAAGGCCAUUUGCUAAAUUGUGCUGUAAGAUUCGGCUUCAGAGCCUCGAACAGCGCGGCCGAAUAUGAGGCCCUUCUGGCACGUCUAAGGCUCGCUAAGGAAAUGCAGGUCAGGAAGCUCCUAGCAAGCAGUGAUUCUCAGCUCGUGGUAAAUCAGGUAAAUGAGGAUUUCGCAGCCAAAGAUGGUAACAUGCUUGCAUACUUGAAGCUGGUUCUGGACAUAAUUCCCCAUUUCGAAAGGUUCGAACUGACUCAAGUCCCCCGUCUAGAAAAUGCCCAUGCAGAUGCCCUCUCAAAGUUAGCCAGCAGCAUGGACUCAGAGCUUCUAAGCAUCGUCCCCAUUGAGCACUUAUCGAAGCCCUCCACCUUCGCAGGCGAAGAGUUACUGUGGAUAGAAGGCACCCCAUUUUGGAUGCAGCCCAUAAAAGCGUAUCUGAAGGAGCAAACACUGCCCGCUUCCAGAGGCGAAGCAAAUGGACAGGUUGAAGCAGUGAACAAGACUAUCAAGCACACCCUGAAAAGGAAACUGGAUGCCUCAAAAGGCACCUGGGUUGACGAACUCCCCCACAUCCUCUGGGCCAUCAGAACAACUUGCCGGACUGCAACCAGCGAAACCCCAUUUUCCAUGACCUACGGAGCCGAAGCAAUGAGUCCGGUCGAAGUUGGGAUCCUAUCACAUCGACGGAUACAUUUCAAUGAGAUCGGCAACGACGAGGCACGAAUAAGUGAACUGCACCUCCUUGAGGAAAAGAGAGAUACUUCCCAAAUGACCUUGGCAAAAUAUCAUCGCAAGAUGACCCGCUUUUACAACUCCAAGGAGUUUUUGGCCCGAACUGGGAAGGCCCUUACCGCAUUCGAGGAGAAUCCCGACCUGGUACCUACGAGUCGAAGAUAUGUCAGGAAGGAUGCUACCUCACAAGUGGAACAUCGAGCACUUGAGAAAAUACUACCAGGUGGUGUAAUUUAUCUUAGUAAUGAAUUUCCAGUUCCAAACCAGAUCAGCUAG